Messenger RNA from Phycodurus eques (leafy seadragon), 1115 nucleotides. Its product is annotated as transmembrane protein 182-like. NCBI's taxonomy places the organism in Eukaryota, Metazoa, Chordata, Actinopteri, Syngnathiformes, Syngnathidae. The record is from RefSeq and is a predicted model, not a curated record. The transcript is spliced from 5 exons. Gene Ontology annotation, cellular component: membrane. Bases 1 to 804 code for a protein of 267 amino acids.
AUGUCGGAGCGGUGGCACUUGAGCCCGAAUGUCCGCCUAAGUCUGCUGCUCUUCUUUGCUUUGUUCUUUGGCGCACUGGGGGUUCUGUCCACUCUCUUUUCCUGUGCGACUGACUACUGGCUGCUGGGUUCUGCUGAGCUCUGCCGUCCAGGAAGUGGAUCAAGACAGACAGAGGCCACAGACGGCGUGCUCUUCCAUGAGGGACUGUUCUGGCGCUGCUCCUUCCCAGCAACAUCUCCUAAAUACGCUCUUUGGGAUGUUUGGAUCUUAAAAGGGCCACAUGUCAAAGUGUGCCAGCCAGCGUUCCUCUUCCCAUUUCCUGCCAAGGACCCGUUUUGGGUGAAUUCACGGGAUUCACCUGCUGAACCCUACGAGUAUCACACCGCCAUUGUUUUCAGAACUUUUUGGAGCAUCUUCCUCAUCACGGGUGUGGCCGCUGUGGUCACUGGUGGGCUCUCGGUUAUCUGUACUGCCUCUCUCUCCAACCACAAGCUCUAUAAAGUGGGUGGAGUCCUUCUGCUUUGUGGUGGUGUGUGUCUGUUCGCUGUGGUGUUAAUGUUUCUGAUAUGGGUCCAAGUGCUGGACACACUGGAGGAGUUUGCUCAAGGGCAGCGUGUGAGUGGCUGCACGUCUUUCCACCUGAGCAUUCAGAACGGAGUGUCGUUCUUUCUGGCUCCCGUGGCCUCCUUCUUUAGCCUGCUGUCUGGCCUGCUCUUCAUCGUCAUUGCGCAGAGCGCUCGCUCUUUAAGAUCGCACCGGACAGACAAAAUGCCACAAUCUCCAGAGCUGCAAACUGACUUGUGACUCUCAGUAUCUCAAUUUGUUAUGCUAAAAGGAACCUAUCAUCGUAUGGCUCAAAAAGUGGCAUGUAAGGAAACAUACAGUAAAGUAAGGUCACUCAAGUCCAAUCAAGAGUAAAGAGUGGUCCAGCUUAAGUAUUACACACAGUUCUUUUUCCAUACACAUGUAGUAUGUUACGGGUCAAAUACGAAUAUCCUCAUAAUUAUUGUCAAUAUUAAAUUGUAAACUACAGAUCUUUUCAAAAUGUUUUUAAGCCUAUUAGGCAAUCAUAAAUUGAUGAUUAAUCCUUAAUCAAUGUAUCAGAGAAAAAGGAA